AAAAGAAAAAUGAAAGGUGUGUAUUUCCUUGUGGCCAUCUUGGCUUUCACGUCGUCCAUUGCCUCUGCCUAUGAUCCAAGUCCUCUGCAAGAUUUUUGUGUAGCUUUGAAUGAUACCAAGAAUGCUGUAUUUGUGAACGGAAAACUUUGCAAAGACCCAAAAGUAGUGAAAGCACAAGAUUUUUUCAGACACGUGGAAGCUGGUAAUACAUCGAACCCACUUGGUGCACAAGUGAGUCAAGUGUUUGUGGAUCAGCUGCCAGGAUUGAACACACUUGGCAUAUCGAUGGCUCGUAUAGAUUUUGCACCAAAGGGUUUAAACGCUCCCCACACUCACCCUCGCGGCACAGAGAUCCUUAUUGUUGUUGAGGGAAGUCUUUAUGUUGGAUUUGUGAGUUCCAAUCAAGAUGGAAACCGUCUCUUUACCAAAGUCUUGAACAAGGGUGAUGUCUUUGUCUUCCCAAUUGGUCUCAUUCAUUUCCAACUGAAUGUCGGUUAUGGCAAUGCAGUUGCCAUCGCUGCUCUCAACAGUCAAAAUCCAGGAACUAUCACUAUUGCCAAUGCUUUGUUUAAGUCCACUCCAUCUAUUUCUUCUCAAGUUCUUACCAAAGCUUUCCAAGUCGACAAGAGCAUAAUUGAUUACCUUCAAAAGCAAUUCUGGACCGACAACAACCACUAGUCAUUCUCAUUCAUUAUCCAUUUCCUCUUUCUACUGUUAUGUAAUAGGUCAAAAUUUGUGUAACUUCUAUUUAUAUGUGGUUUUU
This is a messenger RNA of Vigna unguiculata (cowpea), 763 nucleotides long. RefSeq names its product germin-like protein subfamily 1 member 7. Gene Ontology annotation, molecular function: manganese ion binding. The record is from RefSeq and is a predicted model, not a curated record. Lineage: Eukaryota; Viridiplantae; Streptophyta; Magnoliopsida; Fabales; Fabaceae.